Molecule: messenger RNA, 665 nt
Organism: Bactrocera tryoni
Lineage: Eukaryota; Metazoa; Arthropoda; Insecta; Diptera; Tephritidae
Product: immunoglobulin domain-containing protein oig-4
Exons: 6
Coding region: 75-575 (166 amino acids)
Source: RefSeq, a predicted model, not a curated record
AAAUUUUAUUUCACACUAUUACUUAACUACACUCAAAUACAAAUAAAAUAUAAUACUAAUAAAUAUUAAAUAAAAUGCGCAUUGCAUUCGACAAUAGUUUUGGUUACAUUUCUUUGCUGCUGAUAAAUUGUUUGUUGCUCUCCAGCAGCGAGGCGCAGCGCACCGUCGGCGCACGCGGCGUGUUGCGUAGAAACUAUACGGGCAAAAAACCAGUUGUCAUACAACAUCGCUCUCAGGAUGCCGUCAAUUAUUACGAACAUGAAAAUGGCGCCAAAAUAAUAAAAUCCUCUCAUUUUGAGUUGGAUUAUACGCUGGGAAGAAAAAUUACAUUCUUCUGCAUGGCACAGGGCAAUCCACGUCCCACAAUCACUUGGUUCAAAGAUGGCGCCGAAUUGUAUCAGCAUCGAUUUUUCCAGGUACAUGAGUCACACAUUGAUACGGAUAUAAUCAAAUCGAAAAUGGAAAUCGAUCCGACCACACAAAUGGAUGCAGGCUACUAUGAAUGCCAAGCCGACAACAUUUACGCAAUCGAUAGACGCGGUUUUCGCACCGAUUACGUUAUGAUUAACUUUUAGCAAAUACAAUUUUCUAAAUACCAAACUUUUGUGUAAAUUUUUUUUUAGAAAAUGUAUACGAAUAAAUAUUGCACGUAAUAUAAAAUAAAA